UUUUUCCUUUUGGUUUCUGCAACUUUUUUUUUUUUCUUUUGAUCCUACUUAAGACAGUGUAUGUAGGGUAUUAUCUCAUUUAAAAACUUACCUUAAAAAAACCAAGGCACACUCUCCAACCAGUGAAGCAUUGAAAUGGGCCAGGUAAUAUGACUUGUACCUGUUAAUGAUCUUACGACUUAGACUGGUGAAGUAUUUAUUACAACAUUACCCUGUUCUUGUGCAAUUUAUACUGAUGCCUUUUGGUUCUCAGAUCAUUCAUACUUUCACGAGGCGGAUCCAGAGCAAAAUCAAAGAUCUCCUACAGCAGAUGGAAGAAGGGCUGAAGACGGCCGAUCCGCAUGACUGCUCUGCGUAUACUGGCUGGACAGGCAUAGCCCUGUUGUACCUGCAGCUGUACCGGGUCACCUGUGACCAGACCUACCUGCUGCGGUCCCUGGAUUACGUGAAGAGGACACUUCGGAACCUGAAUGGCCGCAGGGUCACGUUCCUCUGUGGAGACGCCGGGCCGCUUGCCGUGGGAGCCGUGGUGUACCAUAAACUCAGGAGUGAUUGCGAGUCCCAGGAAUGCAUCGCAAAACUCUUGCAGCUCCAGAGAAGCGUUGUCUGCCGAGAUUCGGACCUUCCCGACGAGCUGCUGUAUGGCCGGGCAGGGUAUCUGUACGCCCUACUCUACCUGAACACGGAGAUUGGGCCAGGCACCGUGUGCGAGUCGGCCGUUAAAGAGGUCGUCACUGCUAUCAUUGAGUCCGGCAAGGCUCUGUCCCGGGAUGAAAGGAAGACUGAGCGCUGCCCCCUGCUGUAUCAGUGGCACAGAAAGCAGUAUGUGGGAGCAGCCCACGGCAUGGCCGGGAUUUACUACAUGUUGAUGCAGCCAGCAGCAAAAGUGGACCCAGAAACCCUGGUGGAGAUGGUGAAGCCCAGCAUCGAUUACCUGCGCCACAAACGCUUCCGCUCCGGGAAUUACCCGUCCUCGCUAAGCAACGAAACGGACCGGCUGGUCCACUGGUGCCACGGGGCCCCGGGGGUCAUCCACAUGCUGAUGCAAGCUUACAAGGUGUUCAAGGAGGAGAAGUACCUGAAGGAGGCGCUGGAGUGCAGCGACGUGAUCUGGCAGCGGGGCCUGCUGCGGAAGGGCUACGGGGUCUGCCACGGGACCGCCGGGAACGGCUACUCCUUCCUGUCCCUCUACCACCUCACCCAGGACAAGAAGUACCUCUACCGGGCUUGCAAGUUUGCAGAGUGGUGUCUGGAUUACGGAGCCCACGGGUGCCGCAUCCCGGACAGGCCCUACUCCCUCUUUGAAGGCAUGGCUGGCGCCAUCCAUUUCCUCUCCGACAUCCUGGUACCCGAGACCUCACGGUUUCCGGCGUUUGAACUUGGCUCUUCGCCGACGGAUAAAAAGGUGUAAAAAGACUCCUAAGGGACCCUUUUGGACCAAAAGCCACAGACUGCUCAGUGCCUGACCGAGAACCAGCUGUGCAUCCCGAGAGGGCCAGGAGAACAGACACGGCUCAGGCCCCCGUGUGCGGAGACCCGCGACCCAGAGCAUGAGUGACAGCUCCUCCCUCGAGCCCUGUGCUGCCACGGCCCCCUCGCGGUGCCCACCCGGUUCUCACACCCGGCUCCCUAGCGUUUGCAUGUCUCGUGGCGUUUGUUGUUUGUAUGUGUCAGUCGUGCUAAACAGAAAGCCCUCCUGUGCCCCGGGCGCAGCUGACCCUGGACCUGGGCGGCCCCCUCUGUAAAUAACCCUCACGGUGGAGCAUCGUCUGCGCUAACGUGCCGGGAGCAUCGGGAAGAUGCCCUGGUGACACCCAGUUUUCAGCACUUCUGUGUGUCCCUUUCAGGCGAGCGUGAGGCAAGGGCCACUCCCAGCUGAGAGGCCGAGCUGAGCGGGUUUGGCUGGAACGGUUGGAGGGCGAGGCCUUCCCACAAGUGUUUUUGUGCUCACCUUGGUGUUGUUUGUUGUUGUGGUUUAUUAAAUUUUUCUUUUAAUC
Miniopterus natalensis is the source of this 1997-nucleotide messenger RNA. Lineage: Eukaryota; Metazoa; Chordata; Mammalia; Chiroptera; Miniopteridae. The record is from RefSeq and is a predicted model, not a curated record.